CGGUAUGGACUCUUCACCACGGGGGGAGGUGCUGUACGUCCAAGAUGGCGGCGCCCUGUAGGCUGGAGGAGCUGUGAGGUAAACAGCUGAGGGGGAGGAGACGGUGGCGACCAUGAGAGACACCGGGUUGACCGCGCUGGAAACUGAAAUAUCAAUUGUCCCCAGAACAGUCUGGUAGUGGCCCUGAUGAAGAGCUUCCUGAGCCUUUAAUGCACAUCCUGGAGCUGGCGCAGUGCAUCUGUGGAAGAGAAUGGCCCAGCCGGCGAAUGUCGGGGAGCUCCUCUCCAUGCUGGAUUCGCCCAUGCUGAGUGUGCGGGAUGAUGUAACAGCCGUCUUCAGAGAGAGCCUCAACUCUGACCGAGGUCCUGUGCUUGUGAACACCUUGGUGGAUUAUUACCUGGAAACCAAUUCGCAGCCGGUGUUGCACAUCCUGACUACCUUGCAAGAACCACACGACAAGCACCUCUUGGACAAAAUUAAUGAGUAUGUGGGCAAAGCCGCCACUCGCUUAUCCAUCCUGUCCCUGCUGGGGCAUGUCAUAAGACUGCAGCCGUCAUGGAAACAUAAGCUGUCUCAAGCACCUCUUUUGCCUUCUUUACUAAAAUGUCUCAAGGUGGACACAGAUGUCGUCGUCCUAACAACGGGCGUCUUAGUGUUGAUAACCAUGCUACCGAUGAUUCCACAGUCUGGGAAACAGCACCUUCUCGAUUUCUUUGAUAUUUUUGGUCGUCUCUCAUCAUGGUGCCUGAAGAAACCAGGCCACGUGACAGAAAUCUACCUUGUCCACCUCCACGCCAGUGUCUAUGCGCUUUUUCAUCGCCUCUAUGGGAUGUACCCUUGCAACUUUGUCUCCUUUCUGCGUUCUCACUACAGUAUGAAGGAAAACUUGGAGACUUUUGAAGAAGUGGUCAAGCCGAUGAUGGAGCAUGUGCGGAUUCAUCCGGAAUUGGUGACUGGAUCCAAGGACCAUGAACUGGACCCUCGAAGGUGGAAGAGAUUAGAAACUCAUGAUGUUGUAAUAGAGUGUGCCAAAAUAUCUCUGGACCCUACGGAAGCCUCGUAUGAAGAUGGCUAUUCUGUGUCUCAUCAGAUCUCGGCCCGCUUUCCUCAUCGUUCAGCUGAUGUCACCGCCAGCCCUUAUGCUGACACACAGAAUAGCUAUGGGAGUGCUACUUCUACCCCGUACUCCACCUCUCGGCUGACGUCAACUGCGCCAGGGCAGCUACCUCAGACUCUGAGCUCCCCCUCUACACGGCUAGCAGCUGAGCCGCCACAAGCUACUCUCUGGAGCCCAUCGAUGGUUUGUGGUAUGACCACCCCUCCAACUUCUCCUGGAAAUGUCCCACCUGAUUUAUCACACCCCUACAGUAAAGUCUUUGGUACAGCUGGUGGAAAAGGAACUCCUUUGGGAACCCCAGCAACCUCUCCCCCUCCAGUCCCAGUCUGCCAUUCAGAUGACUACGUGCACAUUUCACUGCCCCAGGCCAUCGCCACGCCCUCCAGGAAGGAAGAGAGAACAGAUUCUACAAGGCCAUGUCUACACCGGCAACCACACCUUCCAAACGACAAAGGAUUAGAAGAGCUACCUGGCAGCAAAGGUUCUGUCCCUCUGAGUGACCUUCCAGCAUUUUUAGGUGAUCUGGCCUCUGAAGAAGAUAGUCUUGAAAAAGAUAAAGAAGAAGCGGCAAUAUCUAAAGAACUGUCUGAGAUCACUACAGCGGAGGCCGAGCCAGUGGGUCCUCGAGGAGGCUUUGACUCUCCCUUCUACCGAGACAGUCUCCCAGGGUCUCAGCGGAAGACCCAUUCAGCAGCCUCUGGUGUCCAGGUCACCAACGUGAACCCUGAGCCUUUACACUCCUCCCUGGACAAGCUCGGCCCUGACACACCAAAGCAAGCCUUUACCCCCAUCCACCCACCCACUGGUGGUGCUGAUGAAAGUCCUGCCAGGGACAGGGGACACCAGACUUCUCGGGAGACCAGUAUCCUCACUCCCAGCCCUUGUAAAAUUCCACCUCAGAGGGGAGUAGGCUUCGGAAGUGGUCAGCCUCCCCCCUACGAUCAUCUUUUUGAGGUGGCAUUGCCAAAGACUGCCCAUCAUUUUGUCAGCGAGAAGACCAAGGAACUGUUAAGGAAAGUGAAAGGAAGCGUGGAGGAAGACUACGUGCCUUCCACCUCCCCGAUGGAAGUACUGGACAGACUGGUACAGCAGGGAGCAGACGCACACAGCAAGGAGCUCAGCAAGCUAUCUUUACCCAGCAAGUCUGUGGACUGGACCCACUUUGGAGGCUCUCCUCCUUCAGAUGAGAUCCGCACCCUCCGAGACCAGUUGCUUUUACUGCACAACCAGUUACUGUACGAGCGUUUUAAGCGGCAGCAGCACGCUGUCCGGAAUAGGCGGCUCCUCCGCAGGGUGAUCAAGGCCGCGGCCCUGGAAGAGCACAAUGCUGCCAUGAAAGACCAGUUGAAGUUACAGGAGAAGGACAUCCAGAUCUGGAAGGUCAGUCUGCAGAGAGAGCAGGCCAGGUACAGUCAGCUCCAGGAGCAGCGUGACACCGUGGUGACCCAGCUCCACAGCCAGAUCAGACAGCUGCAACACGACCGUGAAGAAUUCUACAACCAGAGCCAGGAAUUACAGACGAAGCUGGAGGACUGCAGGAAUAUGAUUGCCGAGCUGCGGCUGGAACUGAAGAAGGCCAACAACAAGGUGUGCCACACCGAGCUGCUGCUCAGCCAGGUUUCUCAGAAGCUCUCCAAUAGCGAGUCAGUCCAGCAGCAGAUGGAGUUCUUGAACAGGCAGCUGUUGGUUCUCGGGGAGGUCAACGAGCUGUAUUUGGAGCAACUUCAGAACAAGCACUCGGACACCACGAAGGAAGUAGAAAUGAUGAAAGCUGCAUAUCGAAAAGAACUAGAAAAAAACAGAAGCCAUGUUCUCCAGCAGAAUCAGAGGCUUGAUACCUCCCAGAAGCGGAUUUUGGAACUGGAAUCUCAUCUGGCCAAGAAAGACCACCUCCUUUUGGAACAGAAGAAGUAUUUAGAGGAUGUCAAGCUCCAGGCAAGAGGACAGCUGCAGGCUGCAGAGAGUAGGUAUGAGGCUCAGAAGAGGAUCACUCAGGUGUUCGAGUUGGAGAUCUUAGACCUAUAUGGCAGGCUGGAGAAAGAUGGCCUCCUGAAGAAACUUGAAGAGGAGAAAACAGAAGCAGCUGAGGCAGCCGAAGAAAGGCUUGACUGUUGUAAUGAUGGCUGCUUGGAUUCCAUGGUAGGGCACAACGAAGAGGCAUCUGGCCACAAUGGUGAGACCAAGACCCCCAAGCCCAGCAGCACCCGGGGCAGUGGUGGCAGUAGAGGAGGUGGAGGCAGCAGCAGCAGCAGCAGCGAGCUCUCGACCCCGGAGAAACCCCCACACCAGAGGGCAGGCCCGUUGAGCAGUCGGUGGGAAACCACCACAGGAGAGCAUGCCACCAGCAUCCCCACGACUGUCGGCUCACUUCCCAGUUCAAAAAGCUUCCUGGGCAUGAAGGCCCGAGAGUUAUUUCGUAACAAGAGUGAGAGCCAGUGUGACGAGGACAGCAUGACCAUCAGUAGCCUUUCCGAGACCUUAAAGACAGAACUGGGCAAAGACUUGGAUGUGGAGGCCAAGACUCCCCUGAACCUGGAUGGCCCGCUCCCAUCUCCCCUGAACCCGGACAGUGUUGGACAGCUCCGUAUCAUGGACUACAACGAGACUCAUCCUGAACACAGCUAAGCAUGGGGGUCAAUCAGUGUUAACUCACACAUCGUCAGCAUGGAGCGGGGCUGAGCGUGGCAGAGGGUGCUCCUGGCCCAGGGUCCGGGUGGCUUGCUUACGUGGUGGAAGUGGGAUGCAGGUCCUUUUGGCAGCUGGCGGGACGCAGUACGGUUUCUGGAUCUGACAUUGAAAUUCCUCUUAACCCUUCCCCUCAGCCCACCCCAAACCUCUCGUUUACCCCCCAGUGUGUGCUCAAGCGAGGGCCAGUCUGCAUUCCUCGGUAGCUGUAUUUUCUUUCUCCCCCACAAUGGUUGCAUCCUUUGAUCCUGUGCAAUAUGAGGCCAAAUUGAAUCUUUGAGUCUAACAUGCCACUUUCUCCUUCCUCAAGCUCAGAUAACUGAGUGGGCUCUCGGUUAGACCAGGUAGCUGGUGGCAUUGCAGGUAAGUCUGGUUUUGUCCCUUCAGGGAUGAUGUGGCCUGCAAAGUAGAUUGCCUUUAUUUGGAAGCUUUUACAUCAGACUUUGCACUGCUUUUCGGUUCUGAAGUUCAGCACCUAAAGCAGCAGAUGGGGAAAACAAUGGUUUAUUCAUUCUUUGUGGUCUCUCAGCAGUUCUGAUAAGCUUCCUGGGAUGUUCUGUGUGAACAGACUCUGGUUGUCUCAAAAGCUGGGGUGAGUGCUGGAGACCACUCUUGCCCACUAGGAGCGUUCUGUCCUCCCCCCUCUACCUCUUAUUUAUUUGGUGUUUGCUUGAAUGCUGGUACUUUCUGACCAUGGGUGGGAGUGUAGGUGGUAGGACCAUUCUCUGCAGGAGGCAAGGGCCGCCCCUUGAUGAAGUCAUGCAGGAGCGCUGGCAGGACAGCUCCCCCUCUAGGCUGUGUCCAUCUAGCUGAGCUCUGGGCAAGCCCGGUCUACCUGCCUUCCCAGGCUCAUAUUCAGCCUCUCAUUCUGUCGCUACAGCAGAAAGGCUCGAAGGCCCAGAGUUUCUUCCCUGCCCAUGACUGUCACUCCUGUUAGGGCUGCCUCACGGAAGUGUGUUCUGGGCCACAAAAAGGCAGCAGCCAUUUCCAUGCCAGUCCCACCUUCCAGGGGCUACUCUCUGGGGAGCAUGGCAUUGCCACACUCCCUGUUAGUGAAGGCAGAGCAGUUUAAAGCAGGGUAUAGGAGACCGUUGCUGGGGGCUGACUGCCUGUGCCCACUAGAGGUGACACCAGUCACAACACUGCUGGUGGUGGAGACCGCAGACUCGAAAAUGCUCCUGAAAUAAAUGCUAGGAGCCUCAGAGUUGUUGCCUGGUGUCCUCGCUGUGGCACGAGAGACAGGGCAGGGAUGAGCUCGUGAACUUGGUUUUCUUGUGUCUGUUCUUCCACUGAAAAGAAUAAAAGGGCCUAGCCAUGAGGAAAAAGAAGCUGUUAUGGUACGGAAUCUCACUGCACGGGGAAGCUUUCAGCAAGGCAGGGUAAAAGUCUUUCUCUUAUUUAAAUGUGGCAAUAAAUACUCCAGCAUCCCUAACCGAAGGGAACCAGAUAGUCAGGCUCCAGUCCCAGUGGCUGUCCUUCCAGGGCUGGUUUGGGGCAGGAUUUCUGAGUGUGGCUGACUGAUUCCCAGCCUGUAAGAGGGCAUGUCCCCAACUGCUCUCAGCCCAGCCAGGAUGUGGAGUAUUGGUGACGCCACAAGUUUAGUUCAGCUUCGUCCAAAGUCCAGUAUGUCCAGUUUCCUGGCUCAGUUUUAGAAAAGGAGAACAUGAACAAAUGCAGAAAGGGAAAGAAGUGUUAUAGAUUAGCUGUUGAAGCCUGUUUCAGGUACUUUUCCCCUCUCCAAGCCCGAAAUCUGUGCCACCGAACAAAGGCACCAGGUAUAGAAACCAAAGCCCAGUUCUCUGUAACUGGCAAAGGCGAGGAGGCCCAGCCAGAAAAGGAAAGUAUGUUCAAGUGGACAGAUUGUGAAUGCACAGGGGACAGGGCAGCAGUGGCAGUAAAACAGACGAGGCCCAGACCGGAGGCCUCCGACAGUGUCUGCCUGGGCCUCGGCCUGCUCCCCCAGCCUGGGCGUCUCCCAGGUGAACCCAGGCUUAGGUUCCUCUGCGCUCCAGGCGGCCAUGGGUUUGAGACACCUAAUGUUAGGGACCGGAAACUGGAGUCCUGCCUAAAAAUGUGUGCUUUUAUGUGGCAAAGAACUCCAGAGUCAAUAACAAGGUUUUGUUUUGAAAGCGAUAAACCUGCCGGGAGUUAGCUGGUCACUUGAGUGUGCCACAGUGGAUAAUUUUAUUUAUUUAAAAAAUGUUGCUAUCAGAUGUGCAUGCUCACCGCAGAGAGAUACACACACAGAAAGGCAUCGUGAGAAAGUACCCCCCAGGGGAUGACAGUCCUCCCGGGAUUUGGGGCACACACAGACACACGCCCAGUGUGUUUUUCAAAGCCAGUAGGUCUGGAACCGUAACUGCGCGAUCAGCCAUGUGGGGUUCAGCACCUUAACUCCGUGCCACCGGCCAGCCGUGGGUAGUUUGGAGCAUGGAAAGUGAUAGAAGACCCCUGAGAGCAGCUCAGGCCUGGGCAAGGGUGCAGAGCGCGUGCUCUGGGCAGAGCCUGGCUCAGGACUGGUUGAGCAGCUCGGCGUUUAUUUAUUUGUUGGGAUUUGGAUAGCCUCUGUCCAAAACCGCUCUGAGCAAGCAUGCCUGCCUCUCAGCGGUUUGACCAUGGGGGUGCCCCACUCAGCUUCCCAUCUGGCACCAACCAGGGCCAGCGUAGGCCCCCACGAGACUGGAGCUGCUGCUUGUGCCACGCAGCGCUGUCCAAACAGGGACACUGCGGCUUGAUGUGGGGUGAGGGCUAUGGGGUGGGAAGAGGAAAUAAGAUUAAAAGAGAGUGAGUUUUUGGAUCUACUGCAGGUAAAUAAGCACACAGAUAGAGCUUUUUAAAAAGCUUUUGAUAACGCUCUGCCAGAAAGUCUUUAAAAAUUGUUACUAUGGGAUCAGAAGAACUCGCGGUCAUGGAAUAAAGAGCUGAUGGAAACGCAAGGCAGGAGGGCAAGGCCACUCCUUGGAUGGAGAACUUUAUAGGUAUCCUUGGGAAUGCGUGCCUGGUGGGACCUGCAUAAGGCGGGUGGGUGGUGGGGAGCUCUCUAGGUUUGUCGACACUGUUUAGGAAGAGAAAGUGCCUACCCUUGGGGGAUAAGCUGUGGAAGGUUGUCACUAGGCUGUGUGAGUGGAGAGGUGACAGGUGAGCCACCUCGUGAGCCAGCAUUUGUGUGAUGUGGUUUGGGGGAUGAGUCCACACUGGUUCUAGAAGGUGGACAAUUACAACUCAGGAGAAGGUCCUGGAAGCUGCUGGCAGUUAGAAAAAUUAGCCCUCCACGCUGCUGUGACCAGAAGGGCCAGCAUAUCCAUGGGAAAAGCAGGAAACAGGGACCUGAACCCUAGACCCUGGGCUGUACCCCUGUGCCACAGCGUGUGUAGUUCUGGUGUUUUUGUCAAGAAAGCUCAAACUGUAGCAUUUGCUCAGAAGAGGAUACGUGAGUGGGUCACGGGGAUGGCGAGUCUCCGAGCUGGAGCACGUAGGUGCCGACCCCAGGUGAGGAUAGGAGACGGCGUGUGUUUCUGUGCAGAGCCGAGCACAGUGACUAGCCAGUGCAAAUUCCUGCCAGGUGCUAGAACACACCACGUGAAGGCAGGAAGGAAGAACUAAGGACAAACGAAGGUGCCGCGUGACUAUGCUCACUUCCUCUGAGAGCAUUGAGAGGCCAGGAAAGUGCCCAGGCUGGAGGGGGGUCUGGCAGAGCGAAGGCUCGGUCCAGUCCGGGCUGUGGUGGGGAUGGAGUAAUGCCCACCCUUUGCCGAUGCUCGGAGGCAGCCUGGGGGCCGCCUCACCCCGAGCGCCUCAUCGGGGAGGAAGCUGCUGUGCACUGACCCCGGCGGGCACACUUCCUCACCCUCCAAGCCACAAGCUUUAAAAUGGUCCUGCUGUGAGUGCUGGGCAGGGUCCAGCCUGAGAUGUUCGUGUAUCUGUUUACGACCAGUCUGUGACAAAUGGCCCCUGCCCCCAGGAUCGCUGCAGAGUAAUUGCGCAUGAUUACGCUUUUUCUCUGUAGGUAAAAGAACAAAUUUAGGUUGGAGACUGUCCCUAGGCUGCUGCUGUGACCCUUGUCCCCUGUGGCUCGUUUCCCCACCCGUGACUCCGACGUGCCCACGGGAGCAGUGUUCCCUACUUUCCCACACUGUCCUGCAGUUCAGAUGUGCCCACCUGGCAGGGGAGCAGCAAGAGGGCCUGCCUGAGAUAGUUGCUCACCUGCGCCCCUCGCUGUUCACGGCAGAGGAGCCCUCUCCUGCCUCCCCAGCGCCACCAGCUCAUCUCUCUUCCAGGAGAAGUAGGCUGAUUUAACCAUUGGAGAAGAUCUUUUAGAGGAGACCCUGAGAGUUUGGGAGCCCGGGACCCCCUACCCCCCAAUCAGCCAGUGUUUGGACAGGAGGGCCGGUGCUGCUCUGCAGCCAGUACUUUGGCUUAGCCCAGACGCAGCCAGGCACUUUGCACUAGGGAGAAUCAGCAAUCACCUUUCGGAAGACUCCUAUGGACCACAGACAUUAUGGAGGAACAGAUUUUCUAAGACGCAACUCAGUUUUAUAACUUAAUCAUGGCUGCACCAUAUGUGGUUAACUUGCGGUUUGAAAGGUCCCCUCAGAGCAGAGAAAGGUUUUGUUUUUGUUUUUGUUUUUAAACUGACUGCUUUUAGUUAAAUUGAAGAAAGCAUCUUUUGUCAAAAGGUUUAAACUUUCCCACCUUGACCUUAAAAGCAUGUCAAACAAUCCACAUCAGAUGCCAUAAAUACAAACUGCGAGAGAGAAUGGUACAAUCCUAGUGAAUGGGAAUUGGAAUCAAAAGGGUUUGCUGUCCUUCUUAGAAUGUUCUAAAAUGUCAAGGCAGUUGCUUGUGUUUAACUGUGAACAAAUAAAGAUGUAUUGUUUUGCACUA
This is a messenger RNA of Tupaia belangeri chinensis (Chinese tree shrew), 8686 nucleotides long. RefSeq names its product TSC complex subunit 1 (gene TSC1). Bases 251 to 3742 code for a protein of 1163 amino acids. NCBI's taxonomy places the organism in Eukaryota, Metazoa, Chordata, Mammalia, Scandentia, Tupaiidae. The record is from RefSeq and is a predicted model, not a curated record. Gene Ontology annotation, cellular component: TSC1-TSC2 complex. Gene Ontology annotation, biological process: negative regulation of cell population proliferation; regulation of cell cycle; negative regulation of TOR signaling. The transcript has 23 exons.